UGUGUUGAAAGAGAACGUAUAUAAAUGGAAAGCGAAAAGGCUUGGACCUGCGGGUGACUAGUUCCCACUUGCCACAUUCCUCCUUUUUGUCUGUAUAUAUUCACUAAAAGUACAAAUCUAGGGUUUCAACUUUUCAAUUUUCUAUGUACUGUUUGCACUUUUGAUUCACAAUCAUCGUCCAGUUCAGAUGAAAGUUGUGUUUAAUCGAUUCAUCCUUGAGGAAUAUGGACGCAUCAUUUUCAGAUAAUCUCACAGGUUUCAUUCUCGCCGUCGUCUCCAGCGCCUUCAUCGGAUCCAGCUUCAUCAUCAAGAAGAAAGGUCUCCAGCGAGCCGCCGCGUCGGGGCCUCCAGCCAGUUCGGGUGGAUACGGGUAUUUAUUAGAGCCACUUUGGUGGAUUGGCAUGGUGACGAUGAUUGUUGGGGAAAUUGCCAAUUUUGUAGCCUACAUUUUCGCCCCUGCUGUGCUUGUAACGCCACUUGGAGCAUUGAGUAUAAUUGUUAGUGCUGUUUUAGCACACUUCUUACUGAAAGAGAAACUGCGUAAAAUGGGGAUAUAUGGGUGUGUUCUGUGUAUAGUGGGGUCUACACUGAUUGUUCUUCAUGCACCUAGUGAACAUAGUUUGAGUUCAGUCGAAGAAAUCUGGGAGUUAGCAACUCAACCAGCCUUUCUUUUGUACACGGCCUCAGCAAUAGCUGUAGUUUUGGUCUUGGUGUUGUAUUGUGAACCACGCUAUGGACAGACAAAUAUAAUGGUUUAUAUUGGCAUAUGUUCCAUAAUUGGAUCUCUGACGGUUAUGAGUAUUAAAGCUAUAGGCAUUGCAAUAAAACUCACGUUGGAGGGUUCAAGCCAGGCUUUGGAUACAUUCAACACAGCGGUUGUUUCUCCAAUAUAUUAUGCUCUGUUCACAUCAUUCACAAUUUUGGCCAGUGCCAUAAUGUUCAAGGAUUGGUCUGGUCAGAGUGCUAGCAGUAUUGUUUCAGUGCUGUGUGGAUUCAUAACUGUGCUUUCUGGCACUAUGGUUUUGCAUAGUACAAGAGAACCAGAUCCACCUCUUAUUACAGAUGUGUAUUCAUCUCUUCCUCAAAUAUCCUGGCUUGUCCAAGUAAAUGGUAACAUUUGGAAGCAGAAGGAUGAUGAUGAGUCAGGCCCCACUGAGGGGUAUUACAAACUAGAGGCCAAACCUGAGGGUAUAUUUUUGGAAUGCUCCCAAGGUGAAUUUGACAAAUGGUUCUUCUGGUUUCUGGGAUUGGUUUGGUUCAUCAGUUUUGCUGCUUGAGGUUCAGUUGUUGCGUGUGCAGGCCAGUAUUUUCAUGGGCCAUCUGUUUUCUUUAUACUACGAGUCAGGCCACCGGCAUGGGGACUGUAAGAAAGAUCCAAUUCUUUUUCCUUCCAAGGAACGGAAUUUUGUUCUAUUUAUAAAAUUUGAAAUUCCAGUUUUCUCUUACUGCAGUGCUCCUAUGCUUCCAUUUUUUGUCGCUCUUCAUGUAACAGUUGUGUUUAUAUUGCAUAUAGAGAGAACACUUUAUAAUUUA
Molecule: messenger RNA, 1533 nt
Organism: Vitis vinifera (wine grape)
Lineage: Eukaryota; Viridiplantae; Streptophyta; Magnoliopsida; Vitales; Vitaceae
Product: probable magnesium transporter NIPA6
Exons: 11
Coding region: 225-1277 (350 amino acids)
Biological process (GO): magnesium ion transport
Cellular component (GO): membrane
Molecular function (GO): magnesium ion transmembrane transporter activity
Source: RefSeq, a predicted model, not a curated record